AUUAUAUAUUAAUCUUUUGUCCGUAUAAUUACGCUUUUUCCGAAUCUCAUUUGUUGCCUAUGGCCUUCCCCAGAGUGUGCCUGCAUUCGAAAAUUAGACUUCACAGCCUGUGAGAUUAUGAGAAUCAUUUCUUCCAUGGGAGAACUCGCAUUGAUUCUGUAAGUGGAUUGUUUGUUUGUCACAGUUUAAUUGCCAGUCGACAGUCGUGGAUAUAUUCAUACGGGUGGUUUGACAAAUGAAGUUAUUUACUAGUAGCACUCUACGUGUUUGUUGAAUUGUCUGAAUGGCUUUCUAUUCUUGCCUCCUUCAUUGCCACACUUUUACUCUCCCCCACACUCCAGACCUCCCACCUCUUUCUCCCUCAUCCAAACCCCUCAAACCCAUUUGCAGCACACCCCAUAGAGAACUGCUCACUUCAAUCUCAGCCUCAACCUCGCCUUCUCUCUCUACCCUUUCUCCCUCCCCACCACACAAACUCCCACCAGACUUCACACCAAAGCAGCUCCUCGAUGCCAUCCGCCAACAAAAUGAUGAAACCUCCGCGCUUAACCUCUUCUAUUGGGCCUCCAUACACCCCAAUUUCAAACCAACUUUGCCCAUUUACGAGGAAAUCAUUCAAAAGCUUGGACAUGUCGGAUCAUUCGAUUCAAUGGAGCAAAUCUUGGAGGAUAUGAGGGUUUCCAAUUGCUGGCCCACUGAUGGUACUUUUAAAAUUUUCAUUGAGAAUUAUGCGAAAAGCGAUUUGUAUGAUGAAGCUAUUGGUGUCCUUGAUACUAUGGAACAAGUAUUUCAGGUGAAACCGGGGAGGUUUAGUUAUAACUUCCUGUUAAAUGUUCUUGUUGAUGGAAAAAAGUUCAAACUGGUGGAAAGUGUUUGCUCCAUGAUGUUUACUAGAGGAGUUAAACCUGAUGUUUCGACGUUCAAUAUUGUGAUAAAGGCUCUGUGUAAAUCCCAUCAAACUAGGUCUGCUAUUUCAAUGAUCGAAGAUAUGUCUAACUACGGUUUGGCACCAGAUGACAUAACAUAUACCACCAUCAUGAAAGGAUAUAUUGAGGAAGGGAAUUUGGAGACUGCGCUUAGAAUCAAGGAGGAAAUGAUAGCAGCUCAAUGCCCGCUGAGCAAAGUAACUGUUGAUGUUUUGAUUCGUGGGUAUUGUAAAGAGGGUAGAAUUGAGGAAGCUUUGAAUUUUGCAGAAGAGAUGUGGGUUGAAGGAUUUCGUCCCGAUCAAUUUACUUUUAAUUGUUUAGUGCUUGGUUUGUGGAAGUCUGGACAUGUUAAGCAAGCUUUAGAGCUUUUCGAUUUAAUGCUUCAGGAGGGGUUCGAUCCACAUAUCCUCACGUAUAACACUUUGAUAUCUGGACUGUGUAAAUCUGGUCAAGUUGAUGAAGCCGUAGAAGUUCUCAAUAAGAUGAUUUCAAGGGAUUGUUCCCCUGAUACAGUGACAUAUAACACUCUGAUUAGCAACUUGUGCAAGGAGCAACAAAUGGAACAAGCCAUUGAAAUUGCUUGUAUUAUGACAGACAAGGGAAUUCUACCUGAUGUUCGUACGUUUAAUUCCCUCAUACGAGGGCUCUGCUUGACGAAGAAUCACAAUUUGGCAAUUGACUUGUUCCAUGGAAUGAAAAACUAUGGGUGCCGGCCUAAUGAUUACACAUACAAUAUCUUAAUCAACAGUCUUAGUUCAAGCGGAAAAAUAGACAGAGCUUUGGGUAUAUUAAAGGAUAUGGAAUCAAGUGGCUGCGCACGAGAUGUAGUGACAUAUACCACUUUGAUAGCCGGAUUUUGCAGAAACAAAAAGAUUGAACAAGCGGAGGAGAUUUUUUAUCAAAUGAACCUACAGGGUGUUCCAAGAGAUAAGGUGGCUUAUAACUGCCUAAUUGAUGGCCUUUGUAUGAGUAAGAGAAUGGAGAAGGCCACGGAGAUUAUGGAUCAGAUGAUACUGGAAGGACUUCAACCCGAUGGUUUCACCUACGGAAGCCUAAUAAAGGGAUGGUGUAAUAUGGGUAUACCUGAGAAUGCAAGUAGGCUCCUCAGAACUAUCGAGACGAAAGGAAUGGUUCUCACACCACAAACCUAUAACCCCUUGAUCCAAGCGUUCUUCCAACUGAAGAGAACGAAAGAAGCCAUGAGACUGUUUAGAGAAAUGGAAGCAAAGGGUACCCCUCCGGAUGCCAUUUCAUAUAGAACUGUUUUUCGGGGACUUUGUUCGGGCGGUGGACCUAUUGGAGAGGCCGUCGAUUUCUUAGUUGAAAUGACUGAGAAAAGAUUUAUGCCAGACUCCUCUUCUUUUUAUAUGCUGGCUGAUGGGCUUUGUUGUUUAUCCAUGGAGAACACUUUAGCUAUGGUUGUUGAAAGGAUUAUGAAGAUGGACUUCUUCUCCGAAAAUGAGGUGUCUACGAUCAGGGCGUUGAUGAAAAUCCAUAAAUUUCAAGAUGCAUUUGCCGCGAUUGGUAGGAUUUCGCAGAGGAGAAAUCCCAAGAGACGUUACUAGUGAAGAUUGAAGCUGGGAAACCUGGAGUGGAAGAUACAGCUUGCAUUUCUGUUUGUUUCUAAUGGUGGAAUACGGCAAGGGGAAUGGUGUGUUGGGGAUCAACAGGUUUCGGAGAUCCAUUAAUAAUCAGUUGUAUUAGAGCUGCUUUUUUAGGCACUGGCCUCCAAUGUGACUUUUGUCUAAAUUCAGCUUCAGUUUCUUUUCCCCUCGAGCAAUGGAAUUUUAGUUACUUCUCUUGAGGUACAUUCUUCUAAUACCUGAACCAUAUGACUAUAUGUCAAGUGAUAUAAUAGGUGAUAUGGUUAAUGAACGAUUCCCAUAAUUAGGAACGAGCCCUUUUGUUCUUGUGGAAGCAGAUGCGACGCCACACUUCUUGAUGUAAGGUCGGCUGAUGCCACACUUGUGUAUUGCUCAAAUCAGUUUCAUUUGCAGAGUAGAAAGCGAAUCGGAGACGCAUGUUCAUUGAAAGGGUCAGAUGUAAUAUGUUCAAAAAUUAGGUCUUCAUGUUCAUUGGUUAUUGUUGUUUUGAACUGA
Messenger RNA from Rhododendron vialii, 3025 nucleotides. Its product is annotated as pentatricopeptide repeat-containing protein At3g53700, chloroplastic-like. Gene Ontology annotation, molecular function: protein binding. The transcript has 2 exons. The coding region runs from base 284 to 2491 and encodes 735 amino acids. The record is from RefSeq and is a predicted model, not a curated record. Lineage: Eukaryota; Viridiplantae; Streptophyta; Magnoliopsida; Ericales; Ericaceae.